Messenger RNA from Dreissena polymorpha, 4466 nucleotides. RefSeq lists its product as uncharacterized. Bases 2147 to 3367 code for a protein of 406 amino acids. Lineage: Eukaryota; Metazoa; Mollusca; Bivalvia; Myida; Dreissenidae. The record is from RefSeq and is a predicted model, not a curated record. The transcript has 4 exons.
UUUACUCUUUCAGAUUGACAACCAAAAUGACUUUUCAUAUUCCAUCACUGAGGGAACUUAGAAUAGUUUUUGUCGAAAAUGAUUCAGAAUAUAUUAUAUUUGAUGAGUUCAAAGCAUUUCUAAAAAACAAUAAGUGUGGAGAUGAACCAGCAAUUAAAAGUGGCAACAUUUUCAGUUGGUUGAAAGGAAAAGAUCAUAGUGUUAAAAGUGUUGAAGGAAAACCUUCGUUUAAACUGGAGAGCAUAGUGCAAUACUGUAUGUCAUAUCGCGACACAUAUGAAGUGUGUAGACAGGUUACAAAGGAAAUUAAGGGGAUAUUAGUUAAUCAGUCAGAGGAAACCCGCAUAACAUCUACAAAAGAGAUAUACAAACAUAUAGCUAAUGCUGAUUUUUUAUCUAAAGUCAUUUUGUCGGAACUUAAAAUUGAGGAAAAUGACAUUACAACAUUAAAUUCAUUUUACAAAAAUGAGUUUACUGAAGAAAGCUGGAGGAAAAUAUGUUUCUUUGAAAUGCAUUUUAUGAGAGAAGGAGAUUUUAAAAUUGAAAGUGAUACAUAUGAGACAACAAUUAUGAAAAAAACUAAAUUUUUAUCCGAAAUGCAACAGGCACACCAACUUGCCAGGACGAUAAUGGAGCAGUCAAGAAAUGAAAUUUUGGAAAGAACAAAGCGACGGGAACAUGCUGAAAUGGGUGAGCGAAUAUGUAUCAGUGGAAAAAAUACACACAGUCCUUCUAUCAUUGAGUCACAAGUGAUGAAUGCAAUGCCUGACCAGUGCUUUUUGAAUACAAUUGUAUUGUCUGAUUGUACCAGUCACUGUACGCAUAAUAAGUCAUUACAUGUUUAUGCAGACAUUUCAGAAGACAGCCAGGCUUCCAUUCCUGAUAUUAAGACUAUUAUAUCAUCAUAUGUAAAAACAAACCACAUGGAAACGUGUUCAGAAUUUGUGUUCUUUUCUGGAACUAUAAAAAAAAGUAUGAAGACUUUUCAGGGGAAUACAUGCGUUUUAAACUGCGAGAUGAUUUUCUGUCCAGAAGACUAAAUGAAUCUGUUUUGUAUCAUUGGAAAUCUUAUGAUUGUGACACAGAUUCUAUCUUUGAAGAUACUGAUGAAACAUGUCAAUGUUGCUAUGGUACACCUCAAACAAAGCCAUUGUCCACAAAAUCAUUUAAUGUGCUCUGGGAGUGGUAUAUUGAAACUCCUCUUGUUUGCCAAAUUCUGUUUGAAAUAUUCAUCAACCAAAGGUCACUUAAAAGAGCAGAUGAGACCAAACAGUUCUUGAAAAAGAAAUAUACAAGGUUGUACAUGCAAUAUGACAGUUUCUUGAAUAUUUUAAACAAAAGGUAUUGUGGAAUUCUUCAAGACAAAAGCACACAGGAACUGUCGAUGAAAUAGCAUUCCCUGUCAGCAUUAUUUAAUUUGACGUCAGCAGGAGGGCUAACCCAAAGUUUAACAACAGCUGAACAAAAGUUGAAAGACAUGGCAAACAGUGAAAAUACCUAUUUUAACACAUAUUUAAAAAAAUAUGCAUUGACAUAUGAGACAAGCGCUGGUGAAAGCACAGCAAAGGUUUGUUUAAGAGACUGCGUCUUAGUCCUAAUGAUGGACAACCUAGUACGGCUUAAAAAGCAUGCGGAUCCCGAUCCAGGAGAAAGCCGGUCUAUGCAAAUCUGCACAUUGCCAAUCACCAUUAAAGGAAUUCCAAAAGAUGCAUUAGAAUGUGUGAACUGGCAUGAUGCUGAUUGCGAAGCCUGUGUGGAUAUUAUAUGCAAGUGUAAGCAAGACAAAGUGUUAAACAGUUCUGAUGUUGACAACUUGUUAAUACAUUUAACUACAAAACAACAAUCAGGGUUUAAUGACUUCAAGAAGCUAGUGACAUUUGGAUACAGUGACAUCUGGAAAGCAGUGUUGAAAGAAAAAAAUGCAUCUACUUUCCCCCACCAGACAGGAGAGUGACACUUUAGAUAAAUCCUUUGCGUCACUACAGCUGGGUGAUGUAGAAGAGGAUGAAGACUUGCAGGAAUUGUCUCACAUUGGGGUAGAUGUUAUAACAGAAACGGAUGAAAUUGAAAUAGAGCCGGAUGCAAUUGAGGAGCUUGAGAGCAUUCAGCUUGACCGGAGCAUAACUGAUGGUCAGUCUGGAACUGAAUGAAUUCAACGUUGGAUGAUUCCCUGAUUUUCAAAGUACAUAGUGAUGUUGAAGAAGAUAUAGAUGUUGAACAACACCCAAUGGAUUAUUCAAGUACAGUGGCAACAGAAGCCUCUGUUAGUUCGACAAGAAACGCAGAUCAUUAUGAAAACAGAGUGUUGUCUCAUCUUGGCUUUAAAAAGUACAAUCUGCCUCCGCUUUUAUCACGACACCCACCCCCUGUUGUUGGUCGCGAUGAUGAUAUUCAAAAGCUAAAAGAAAUUCUUGACGAUGUAUUGGUAAAAACCGACAACACAAAAGAAACAUCAAAUAAGAUUCUAUUUGCCCCGGACCACAAAAUUGCUGUCAAUUUACUGGAAGAACACAAUCUCAUUUUCCUUUCAAAAAGAAGCAUUCCAAAACCAGUAAUGGAGACUGCAUCACAUGCAACAAUUGAAUUUGCUGGGGUGAAAUUUAAAACAAAUGCAUCGUCUGGUCAACAGUAUUUAAAGUAUAUUGAAAACGGUGUCAUCAAGAAAACGCAACUGCAAUUGCCAAAUGUGCAGGAGUUAGCAAUCUGUGAAGAAAAAUAUCAGUUUACUCCUGAUGAUUUCAAGGCUGCAACAAGAUCACAAAGAGUUUCAAAAAAAGCAUACAGUGUCACCCAUCUUAAAACUUCAGAAGAAAUGCUGUCCUCAGAAACGUUCCACAAAAAUUCAAUUGUCACAACACCACAGGGAAAAAGUCUCAUCAGCACAUACUUGGCUAGAAAUAUACACAAAAUUAAAGUACAGAAACCUAUCACCAUCAGCAUAGACAGCGAAUCACACAUGUCAAAUUGCUCAUGCCCAGAACAUCCUAAAUGCUGCUGUUGCCCGAGAUAUGCCCAUCCAAUAUGUGCCAAGAUGUAUGCAGACAAAGAGCCAGACAUUGACAUCCUUACAUAUAUAAAACAAACUAAAGGGGAGGCCGAAAUGUCCCAAGUUGAUUGGCUGACUGAAUACCAGGAUCGUUUGUUAGAUGGAAACGCCUGUGUUAGCAUCGUCACAUCUGGGGAUAUUGAUGCGGUUGUUAUCCACAUGUUUGCUUUGUCACAUGGUUGGCCCCGUACAUCAGACGGAAAGUUCAAAAAUAGUGUCUUUGUUAUACUUCAGAAGCCAGUCGGUCUCUAUGACACAUACCAUGUGACAGGCAUAUUGACCGCAUUGGAGAAAAAUAGAAUGACAAGAACAUUGGAAUGAAAUUAGCCCUUGUUCUCAGUAUGGCUGGCAAUGACUUCCUUCCAAAGUUGCAUGGAAUUUCACAUACAAAAACAGUUGAGGUCUUCCUGCAAUACCCCCACUUGCGAUCGUCACUGUUUGACUUUGAACACCCCUCUGACUGCACCAUACACGUAAAGCUGAACCCAGACAUAUACAAGGAACUUAUAAUAAAGUACUUGUAUUGCGCAAAGAAGCUAAACGCGGUCGACUUCAGUUUUGAUGAAAUACGUCAAAUGCCAAUAUUGCCAGUUAAUGCAAAGUCAUUGGAAGAUUACAGAAAUCCACAGCUUUGGAUGCCCCCAAUAAGUACAAUCGAAAAAAUGUCCAAGAAUGUCCAGUGUCUCAUAGACUAUUACUUGACCGCUGGGGACCAUUCGAAACAAAUGCCAAAUUUUCUGCUAUGUGGUAGUCUUACUAAAACAGACAAAGGAGAGAUAGAAUUCGAUCUAGGUCCAGAUUCACAUAUCAACCGUAUUGGGGAAUGUGCGGUUACAGAUCCAGGAGAACUGGCGCUCAGGCUGAGGAAGAAAGGAAAACGGAAACCAGAGGAAACACCACAAAAAGGACGAAGGCGCAAACUACGGCCACAGGCACAAUCAACUCCAAGAAAGAAUUAUGAUGAUUGAUGAACCAGUACACAGAUGGAAAAUAUGUUUGAAGUAGAUCAAUGCAAAAUUCAUGUUGAUCUUUAAGUUGAGACAUUUUUGUAUUUAAUAUUUAUCAACCACAGGCGACUACAUCUAAUUAAUUCAUUUAAUUAUAUAAUUUAAGUCCAGUUCAACACUCCACUAGCAAAUAUCAUGCUGGAUACUCAUGUUGAUAAUUCCUGUAAAGUUGAUUGUUAACAAAUUUGUUUUUUAACUUUCUGAUUAGUAACAUAGUUACCCGGUAUGUUUAUUAUGUGAACAAUUGUUAUGUGAAUUACAAAGGUGAAGUUGGUAUUUGGUGUAAAAAUUAAUGUUUAUUCCAUUAAAUUUCCUUGCUAGAAAAGUUUGGGUUACAAUCAUGACAAUACAAAAUAUACAUGUAUAUAGCAGCUUAUCAUUCUAUUAUUAUAAAUUGACAAGAAUUCUAUAAA